This is a messenger RNA of Trichechus manatus latirostris (Florida manatee), 346 nucleotides long. RefSeq lists its product as uncharacterized. The record is from RefSeq and is a predicted model, not a curated record. NCBI's taxonomy places the organism in Eukaryota, Metazoa, Chordata, Mammalia, Sirenia, Trichechidae.
CCAAAACUCACUCUUCCCUCCAGCUCUCUCUCCCUACUCUGUCUCUAUCUACCUAGCCCUCAAGUGGAAGAUCAUGGGUUUCCAGCAGGGAGAAAUGAAUUGACUCAAGCAAGCUUCCCAAGUCAGGUGCCGGCAGGCUAGGGCAGCCUCUGAAGCUUCUUCCUCCCUUGCCCACAAGUGCGAACCCCCCUGGUUCCGUCUCUGGGAUCCCACCCCCGCCCCACCAGUCCUAUUUCCCCGGGACAGGCUGCCCCUGCUGUUGAUGUCAUUCGGAGAACUCCAGCUCCCUUUGCAGCCCCUGCCUUCGCCUGACGCUGUUCAGGGAUCUUGCAAGCCCCCUCCCGCU